ACACGGCGACAUCACCGUCUGAAAUUCGCUUUUCAUCAUUUCUUUUUAUUCUGAGUGUUGGCUCAGCUGUCGCCUCCCAUUUUCAGAUUUCAUUUUCUUUUUCUUCAGAUUCAUACAAGCGUGAGUUAGCAGCUAUAGCAAAGCCAAUGGACGCCGCAAAGGAAAACCGCCUGCCCUCUUCAGAUCUUCAAGGGCAUCCAAGAAUGGAGGAGAAUCUGAAGGCCCUCCAUCACCGGUUGCCUCUCCGUAGCAUCAAUCAGAAUCUUAUGCCUAACAGAAGCCCUGUUCAUUCCCGCAAGAGCAAAGGACACACAGUUCUGCAUCACCAACCCCCUCAGCCUCAUGCAACUAAGAAACAGAACAUGUUGGCUCCCAACCCAAGCUACACCUUAGAUUGUGAAAUCAUAGCUAUCGACGACAACGAUGAGGAUGCCAGUGACAAUGCAGUUCCAGAAUUCGUCAAGCAUACUGAAGCCAUGCUCGACGAAAUAGACAGGAUUGAGGAAGUUGAAAUGGAAGAUGUGCAGGAACCUGUUUUAGACAUCGACGCCUGCGAUAGGACAGAUCCACUUGCAGUUGUUGAGUACAUCGAUGAUAUCUACAGCCUCUACAAGAAAAUCGAGGAUUCGAGCUGUGUCUCUCCAAAUUACAUGACUAAUCAAUUUGACAUUAAUGAGAGGAUGAGAGCCAUUCUUGUUGACUGGCUUAUUGAGGUUCACUACAAAUUUGAGCUUUUGGAGGAGACAUUGUUCCUUACUGUCAAUCUCAUCGACAGGUUCCUGGAGCGUCAGUCAAUGAUCAGAAAGAAACUUCAGUUAGUCGGCGUAACAGCUAUGCUAAUAGCUUGUAAGUACGAGGAGGUCUCAGUCCCAACCGUUGAGGAUUUUAUUCUGAUAACAGACAAGGCAUAUACAAGAGAUGAAGUUUUAGCUAUGGAGAAAUUGAUGAUGAACAGUUUGCAAUUCAACUUGUCUGUGCCUACUCCAUACAUGUUCAUGAGAAGAUUUCUAAAGGCAGCUCAUUCUGAUAAAAAGCUGGAGCUCUCGUCCUUCUUCUUGAUUGAGCUUUGCUUGGUGGAAUACAAAAUGCUGAAGUUUUCACCAUCUUUGCUAGCUGCUGCAGCCAUUUACACAGCUCAAUGUAGCAUGUACCAGUUUAAGCAAUGGACUAAGACCAGUGAGUGGUAUACUGAUUACUCAGAAGAGCAGCUUCUAGAAUGCUCAAGGCUGAUGGUUACUUUCCAUCGGAAAGCUGGAUCAGGAAAACUCACUGGUGUACAUAGAAAGUACAGUACAUGGAGAUAUGGCUGUGCCGCAAAAGUAGAGCCAGCUCUGUUUUUACUGGAUAAUUAACGGGAAUGGGAACCCGCAUGGAGCUUCUGGCUUCUGGGUAGCAAUACUUUUGGAAUUUCGGAGAGCUUUUUUGGAGGCUUCGCAAAGACCUGGCAACCUUUCAGAGAAUUGUUACCUUAACCUUUCAGAGAAGGUUGUAUUCAAGGCCUACCUUACUGGUUGUAUAGAAACAGCCCUGUUUCUGCUGGAUAAUUUGAGAUUGUAGAAUGCAAGUAAGUAGUAGUAGAAUCCAACUACCAGUACCGGUUUUUCUUUCAGGUGUUGUUGACAAUCACUAAAAGUUACUUUGAGUAUAAUGUGUGUAGAGUGGAUAUUCAAGGUAUUGUAAUAAUGGUUGUGAUAGUAUAAUGAUAAGAUAAAAUGAGUAGGAUAAGAUUAUUG
Molecule: messenger RNA, 1733 nt
Organism: Vigna umbellata (rice bean)
Lineage: Eukaryota; Viridiplantae; Streptophyta; Magnoliopsida; Fabales; Fabaceae
Product: G2/mitotic-specific cyclin-2-like
Biological process (GO): mitotic cell cycle phase transition
Molecular function (GO): cyclin-dependent protein serine/threonine kinase regulator activity
Source: RefSeq, a predicted model, not a curated record